GAAACAAUCAUUGAACAGGACAAUCUUUUGUGUUUUGAUAAUUUGUAUUGAAAGUUUAUUUCAGUGUAGUUGCUGUUUCGAAUAAAUGUAAACAAAAGCUAUUCAUAAAUCCCUGAAAAAUUUAUUUUAAAAUUUGAUUGAAAAAUGCACGUUCAUAUUCGCAUUAGACGAAUGAUAUCGCUAUAAAGUUGGAUUCUCCACCAUGACGACUACUGACCCGAAUCCAACUAGAGGAAGGCCAGGCCGUCCGCGGCACCCUCGACCAAAAGUUUAUACGGAAGAUGCGAAAAAAGCUACCGAAGAGGACACAAAUCAACAGAGUAACGAUGUUGGAGACAGUAAAAAUGAAUGCAAGAAAAAAACGAGUUUAUCAUGUGAAAUUUGUGGAAAAACAUUCAAGCACAGGACGAGCCUAACAUUACAUGAAGCAACUCAUUAUGGGAUAAAAAAUUUCCAAUGCGAGAUUUGUAGCAAGCGUUUUACCCAAAAAGGUGCACUCAAAGCUCAUAUCCGGUUGCAUACGGGCGAACUCCCCUUCAAAUGUCCACACUGCCCGAAACGCUUUCGAGGCCAAACUACUCUCGAUGGCCAUAUAUUUCAGCACACAAAACAGGGCACCAGCUGUCCUCAAUGUGCGGCAGUCUUUGCGACUCCUUCAAUUGUUAAGCGACACAUUCGAGAGGUCCACACAACGGAGCGAGCACACAUUUGUCAAAUAUGCGGAACGUCUUACAAGCAUCUCAAAAGUUUGCGUACUCAUCUUAAAAACCACCAGAAGCGGAACUGUCCGGUGUGUGGCAGAGUGUUCCACAGUAUAUUCGCAAUGAUGACUCAUCGGCGGGUCCAUGCGGAAGACAACUAUCAGUACAAGUGCGGGUUUUGUGAACGUAAGUUUGAGAAGGCCGAAGAAUACGAAAGUCAUCAAAAACUUCGGGGCCGUACGUUUCAGUGUGACGCGUGCUGUCACAGCUUUAAUAAGGCUGAUUACCUGAACAAUCACAACCGACGAUUUCAUUGGAAGGAAAUGGGUCUGGAGCAGCUGAAAUGGGCGUUUCCUAAGGGUAGCGAUAAUCGAAAGCGCGCUAAAGGGUCGCGGAAGAAAAGUGACCAUGAAGAGGUACCUCCGAUCACGCCUGAUGAGAAAUAUUCCUGUGAAAUUAGUAAAGCGUCUGAGGGAAAAGAAACAGAGGUACCGGUUCUCAUGGAUAAUUUGGAUCAGAUUGUGCAAACGAUUGCUACCGAAAUGGAUAGUUGUAGCAAAGAGAAUGUCGAAACAGAAGUUAACAACAUGGAACAUUCUCCAGAGCACGUUUAUGAAAACGACAACUAUCAGUAUGAUUGCGACGAUUCUGGCUUCGAUUUGGAAAAGAACGAAACCAGCAGUAUUAGUUUGAAUUUUGAUAAGAUACUGCAACCGGAAAUCAAACAAGAUUCAACAGAGCCAUCGAGGAUAGAAAAUAUCCAAGACACUUGUGAAGACAAUCCUGAACCUUCGGGAAAAAUAGAGUCUCAAUCCGAUAGUGAUGACGAAAUUCCACUAGCAAAAUUUGUUAACCAUACAAAAAUACCUACGGAAGAGGUCAAAGUUGAAGAAUUAAGUAGCAGUAAUUCUGAUGGAAAUGCAAUAGUAGCAUAUCAAGAUCAUGAUACUAAAUCCGAUAUUGAUGUCUUCGAAACGGGUAAAGACAACAAAGCAAUUAAAAGCACAGCAUAUAGUUCGAAAAGAAGGAAACGGAAACGAGGGAGCAGUGAGUUGGACCCGACUCAGGACGAAUGGUGUCCAAAAGAGGAAGAUUGUCUUCCUCUUGGCCGCUCUGAAACUAAGUCUGAAAAAUCUCCAUACAUUUGCGAAAUUUGUGGACGAUCAUACGCUACAUCGUCUUCUUUAAAAACUCAUCGACUGUACCACGAAUCGAAAAAACGUUUCCAAUGUUCAAAAUGUCCAAAAUCUUUUCCCUUCCGCUGUCAUCUGGAAAACCACGACCGAGUGGAGCAUCUCCGAGAUCGGUUCGUCUGUUCCGAAUGCGGCAAACAGUACAAAUAUAUCCGAGAUCUUCAGAUCCAUAUCAAGCAGCACGAAGAGGACAAACCAUUCAAAUGCGAUCUUUGCCCUUCGGCUUUUCGAUUCCCGUCCAAUCUUCGUGAUCACAAAGCGUGCCACAAAGAGAAAGUUUUCCCGUGUGAACUUUGCAAAAAAGAGUUCAAAUACGCCAACAGUCUGCGAGUUCACAAACUGUUGCAUACCGGCGUAAAAAGAUUCCGCUGUGAAGUUUGCGACCGUGAAUUUAGCACCAAGGCGCCUCUUCUUCGACACAUGGGCACACAUUCGAAGGCUCGGGAACUUAAGUGCAUUGCGUGUGAUAGAAUUUUCUACAUCAAAAGCGAACUUACCGUUCAUCAGGCAAAGGAACACCCUAAUCAUCCACUGAUUGGAAAGACGGUUACUAUUCAUACUUGUGACAAGUGUGGCCAGGAGUUCCCCAAAAAGAGUAUGCUCACAUCACAUUACCUUGUCCAUGGCAACGUUUACAGCUUCAAAUGUGAGCUGUGCGAAGACAAAACUUUCAAACAGAAGGCCGGGUUACGGCAACAUAUGAUGCUAUUCCAUGACCAGGAGGUGCAAAAGCGGAAAUUGAAAGAUGUGCCAAGCUCCCCGAAUGACUCGACGCAACAUUCCAACCAAACUGAACUACAGAGUACAGACUUCAGUAUGUGAAUUAAAGUUAGGAUUUAAAUUGUGAAAUACAAAAUUUUGUUCAUUGAUGAUUUAA
Molecule: messenger RNA, 2771 nt
Organism: Uranotaenia lowii
Lineage: Eukaryota; Metazoa; Arthropoda; Insecta; Diptera; Culicidae
Product: zinc finger protein 665-like
Exons: 5
Coding region: 203-2716 (837 amino acids)
Biological process (GO): regulation of transcription by RNA polymerase II
Molecular function (GO): RNA polymerase II cis-regulatory region sequence-specific DNA binding; DNA-binding transcription factor activity
Source: RefSeq, a predicted model, not a curated record